CUUCUUCUUCUUCUUAUUAUUAUUGUUGUUGUGCGUAGCUGUAACUGUAAGAGCUUGUUCAUCAUCUUCUUCUUCCUCUUUUUCUUUAUCAAAAGAAGAAUAGAACAUAACACAACAGAAAAAGUAAUUUUUUUUUAAUAAAAUAAAAAAAUAAUAAGUUGUUGUUGUUGUUGUUGUUCUUCAAUUGUUUGGAUCAAAUAAUCAAUUUAUAUCAAAUGAAUUGAAUGCACAUCUUCUUCAUCAUCUGCUAGGGUUUAUCAUCUUCUCAUCUCAGAUUAACAUUCCACAACUGAUUCUACCAUUACUGUCGCUCAAUUGUAGCUGAAGCUGAUCGAUUCUGUAGUUCGAACAUGGCGGCUGACCUUGUCCAUUCUGCCACAAAUGAGAAACUGUCUGAAUUGGAUUGGACCAAAAACAUCCAAAUCUGCGAAUUGGUCGCUCAUGAUCAAAAACAAGCUAGAGACGCAGUUAAGGCUAUCAAGAAACGAUUGGCCAGUAAACACAUAAAUACUCAGCUCUAUGCUGUUUUGUUGCUGGAGAUGUUAAUGAAUAAUAUUGGAGAAAAUAUUCAUAAGCAGGUUAUCGAUACAGGGAUUCUCCCUGUUCUUGUCAAGAUAGUCAAGAAGAAGUCAGAUUUGCCAGUACGAGAGCGUAUAUUUCUCCUUCUAGAUGCGACACAAACAUCUCUUGGGGGUGCUUCUGGAAAAUACCCUCAGUACUACAAUGCUUAUUAUGAGUUAGUGAGUGCGGGAGUGCAGUUUUCCCAAAGGCCCUCUGCAGUCACCUCAAAUCACCCCACAUCGCAACCAAAUAUUAACCACUUGCUUAAUGGGGAAGUAGCAGCAUCUAGACAUGAAACGCUUGCUUUGCAAGCUGAGCCUCAAGACGUUCCUGAAUCAAGUAUCAUUCAAAAGGCCAGUAAUGCAUUGGAGGUAUUAAAAGAAGUUCUUGAUGCUGUGGAUUGUCAACAUCCUGAGGGAGCAAAGGACGAGUUUACACUUGAUCUUGUUGAACAAUGCUCAUUUCAAAAGCAAAGGGUAAUGCAUCUAGUGAUGGCUUCUCGGGAUGAGACGGUGGUAUCUCGAGCUAUUGAGCUAAAUGAGCAGCUCCAGAAAGUUCUUGCCAGACACGAUGCUCUCCUUUCAGCUAAGCCUAGUUCAACUGUGAAUCAUUUGAGAUCGGAAGAAGUAGAGGAGGAAGAGGAGGCUGAACAACUUUUCCGAAGGUUACGGAAAGGAAAAGCUUGUGCAAGGCCGGAAGACGAAGAGCGUCCAGCAGAACGACCUCACCUGGGGUUGCUCGGGUCAUCAAUUCCUGGAGAAAUGCUGAAUCGUCCACUCAUUCGACCACUGUCUUUGGAACCAUCACACGAACCAAAUGGAUAUGCUGGAAGUCCACUUAUACGGCCGCCACCGCCACCACCGCCACUGUCUUCAGAGCCAUCACAAGAAGUGAACGGACACGGUGGGGGUGUCGCCAUUCCACCGCCACCAGCAAAACACAUGGAGAGGGAGAGAUUCUUUCAGGAAAACAAGAUGGAGGGUUUGCCGGGUCAUGUAAGAGGACUCUCGUUGCACAGUCGCAAUGCCAGUAGCUCACGCAGCGGGAGCAUAGAUUCGAGCGAGUGAUGAAUCAAGAUUUUGAUGGUUGGUUGGUUGGUUGGUUGGUUUUGAUUUGUUGUAGUAGUGGCUUUUGGUGUUUACAGUUUUUACAGUGUAGUAGUAGUAGCAGCAUUAGUAGUAGUAAUAGUAUUAGUAAAGUAUGUAAUUUAUUGGGGUCGGUGUCGUCUGGUGUAUUUUGAUUGUUUUGGGUUUUUGGGUCUUAGCUCUAUAAUUUAGUUACCACUUCCCCUCCCCACCCUGUCCCUGGUGAGUCUGAGUGAGUUGUAAAGAGAAUCUUUUUAUUUUUUCUUCUUUGUUUCUUUCUUCUUUUUUCCCCUUAUCUUAUUGAAUUUAUUUAUCCCAAUACCAUAUGUGUCGACUGUGGAUAGUAGACAAGUGUGGGUCUUGGGGGUCAGGCCAGGUGUGUCGAUAGAUUUUUAUAACUUUCCUUUGCUUAUUAUAUUCAGUUCAUAGUACGUGAUAUUCGAUGAUGUAGAAUGAAGCAUUCCUUAUUUUAUUCA
Humulus lupulus (European hop) is the source of this 2122-nucleotide messenger RNA. Its product is annotated as TOM1-like protein 5. Gene Ontology annotation, biological process: protein transport to vacuole involved in ubiquitin-dependent protein catabolic process via the multivesicular body sorting pathway. Bases 351 to 1628 code for a protein of 425 amino acids. The transcript is spliced from 11 exons. The record is from RefSeq and is a predicted model, not a curated record. Gene Ontology annotation, molecular function: ubiquitin binding; phosphatidylinositol binding. Lineage: Eukaryota; Viridiplantae; Streptophyta; Magnoliopsida; Rosales; Cannabaceae.